Molecule: messenger RNA, 990 nt
Organism: Dermatophagoides pteronyssinus (European house dust mite)
Lineage: Eukaryota; Metazoa; Arthropoda; Arachnida; Sarcoptiformes; Pyroglyphidae
Molecular function (GO): protein binding
Source: RefSeq, a predicted model, not a curated record
AUUCAUUCGAUUCGAAUCGAAUCAUUCGAAACAAAACGAAUGGCAAAUAAAACAUUAUUUCUUACAAUCAAUCGUCCAUCACCAGCAACAAAUUGGGGAUUUGAAUUUAUCGAAACCGAACAUAAACGUUUGGGUUCGAUUUUGGUCGUACAAAAUGUUGCAUCUUCAAGCCCUGCAUACGAAGCUGGUCUUUUACCAGGUGAUAUAUUGAUUGGUAUUGAUAAUUCACCAAUAACUGGCCGCCCAUUAACAUAUUCAAUUGCAAUCGAAUUGAUUGGACAUAAAACAAGAAAUCAAAUUGAAUUACAAAUACUUCGUGAUCCAAAGAAUCGUGUUAGAAAAUUAAAGACAUAUAAUAUCACGAAUAGUGAAGCAUUUCGUCCAAUCAUGAUGAAUCGUGGUGUCAUUCCUAGUGUUGCCCAAAUGGAUAGUGGUAUCCGUAUGCCUGAUAAUAAUAUUGAACAAUUUUUGAAUGAAAAAGCACGUGAACAAUGGGCAAUCACUAAACAGACUUAUCGUAGUAUACCGAUAAUUGAACCUAAACCAAAAGUACGACGUGAUUGGCCAACGGGUUCAUAUCUCAAAUAUAUGGAAGGUCCUGGUUGGCAUGAUCCACCUAAACAUAUUAUGGUUCAAGAAGGAAAAUUUAAACUUCUUAAUCAAUUAGGAUCGACUGAUGGUUCACCGGUUCAUCGUCAAUAUAAUUCACCAAUUAAUCUUUAUAGUGAAAAUAAUUUACAAAAUUCAAUCAAUCUUGGUUCAACUGGAUCAAGCAUUAGUCCACAACCAGUGUAUAAAUUGACAACAACAAAACCGGAAACGAUUGAUAUAACAAAUUCACCCACCUAUCGAUUCUUGCAAGAGGAACGAAUUCAACAACAUCGUCCACCAACAACAACAUAUUCGGCAUUUAAUCGUACAUCACCGGAACCACAACAAACACCAUAUUUUAAAACAUUAAUGCAUACAUUGAAUGUAUCAUAGAUAAUG